Molecule: messenger RNA, 3184 nt
Organism: Camelus dromedarius (Arabian camel)
Lineage: Eukaryota; Metazoa; Chordata; Mammalia; Artiodactyla; Camelidae
Product: keratin, type II cytoskeletal 1b
Exons: 9
Coding region: 77-1894 (605 amino acids)
Biological process (GO): keratinization; intermediate filament organization
Cellular component (GO): keratin filament
Molecular function (GO): structural constituent of skin epidermis
Source: RefSeq, a predicted model, not a curated record
UCUCUCCCUGGUCUCUGCCUCCUUCUAUCCAGCUGGGCCCUUUCUCUUGUCUGCUUCUCUGGAUGCGCCAGGAACCAUGAGCCGCCAGUUUAGUUCCCAGUCAGCGUUUAGCUCAAGGAGCAGGCGGGUUUACAGCGCUGGCUCCUCUGCGGGCUCCGGUGGUGGGAGUCAGGCUGUGGGGUCUGUGUGCCGGGUCGGAGGGAGGUGUGGAAGUGGUGGGUACGGGAGCCCGGCCAGGGGGUUUGGCUCCAGGAGUCUCUUCAAUCUGGGUGGCAGCAGAAGCAUCUGCUUCAGCCUAGUGGGGAGAAACGCUAGUGGUUUCCGCCAGGGUGGGGGAGCAGGAGGGGGGUUUGGAGGCGGCAGAUGCUUUGGGGGUGGCAGCUUUGCGGGUAGCGGCCUUGGAGGUGGUGGCUUUGGGGGUGGUGGUGGCUUUGGCAGUGGUGGCUAUGGAGGAGGUGGCUUGGGGGGUGCUGGGUUUGGAGGCAGCAAUUUCAGGCUUGGGGGCUUUGGUCCUUCUUGUCCCCCGGGGGGCAUCCAAGAGGUGACCAUUAACCAAAGCCUCUUACAACCACUUCACCUGGAGGUGGACCCUGAAAUUCAGAGGGUUAAGACCCAGGAGCGGGAGCAGAUCAUGGUUCUCAAUAAUAAGUUUGCCUCCUUCAUUGACAAGGUGCGAUUUCUGGAGCAGCAGAAUCAGGUCCUACAAACGAAGUGGGAGCUGCUGCAGCAGGUAAACACGUCCACUAGGACCAACAACCUGGAGCCCAUCUUGGAGAGCUAUAUCAGCAACCUGCGGAGGCAGGUGGAUUUUCUCAAUACGGAGAAGAAGCGCCAGAAUACGGAGAUCAGGAACAUGCAGGAUGCCGUGGAGGACUUCAAGAACAAGUACGAGGAAGAAGUCAACCGGAGGACCAACAGCGAGAAUGACUUUGUCGUCCUGAAGAAGGAUGUGGAUGCAGCUUAUUUGAACAAAGAGGAUCUGCAGUCCAAGUUGAAUGUUCUGCUUCAGGAGGUCGAUUUCCAGAAUUGUGUAAUUCAAUCGGAGCCGUCUCACAAGUAUACUAAUGUAACGAACACCAAUGUCAUCCUGUCCAUGGACAAUAACCGCUUCCUGGAUCUGGACAGCAUCAUUGAUGCGGUGCGGACGGAGUAUGAGCUGAUCACACAGAAGAGCAAGGCUGAGGCUGAGGCGCUGUACCAGACCAAGUACCAGGAGCUCCAGAUCUCAGCGGGAAGACAUGGAGAUGAGCUGAAGACCAGCAAGAUGGAGAUCUCGGAGCUCAACCUCACCAUUCAGAGGCUGCAGUCAGAGAUCAGCAAUGUCAAGAAGCAGAUCGACCAGAUGCACAUGGCCAUUUCGGAUGCAGAGGAGAGAGGAGAUCGGGCCCUCCAGGACGCGCAGCAGAAGCUGCAGGACAUGGAGGCCGCCCUGCAGCAGUCCAAGGAGGAGAUGACUCGGCUGCUGCGUGACUACCAGGCGCUGCUGGGAGUCAAGCUGGCCCUGGACGUGGAGAUCGCCACCUACCGCAAGCUGCUGGAGGGCGAGGAGUGCAGGAUGUCAGGGGAGCUGCAGAGCCACGUCAGUGUCUCUGUGCACAGCAGCCAAGUGAGCGUCAGCGGAGGGGGCCGAGGCUCUGGAGGUUACAGCGGCGGUUACAGCGGCGGCGGCGGCGGUGGCGGCGGCUCCCGCGGGGCCGUGGGCGGCUACGGAGGGGGCUCCCGAGGGGGCAGUGGAGGUGGUUACGGAAGUGGCAGCGGCGGGAGCUACGGAGGGAGCAGCAGAGCCAGCAGCAAAGGCAGCAGCAAGUACCAGGGCAGAAGCGGCGGCGGCUCCUCCCACUUGCAGAUCAUCCAAACGUCUACCAACACCACCCACAGGCGAAUCCUGGAGUAGAGGCCAAGGCUUCUGCGACAGCGGUGCCUCUUGGCUCACAGGCCCCCACAAGGCAGGGCUCUCUCCUGUCCCCUCCCCCAUGUCCCUCCUGACCCCUCUCACUUACCUUUUCACCAUGGGUCUCAGCAAUUUUGCCAGGUGCAUAACCCCAAACAGCAGAUCUCUCUUUGGAGGGCACUGGCUGGCAGUCAAAACACCGCCUGUACAUUCUCAACUCAGACUCCACUCAGCUGGCCCUUCUUCUGUCCCUGGAGAUACCCAGGGGCCCAGUUUAGCCAUGGAAAAGAAGAGCCUGUAGAGCGUCUGCAAGGUAGAUAAUGGAGAGUUGAUGCCAGGAACACCAGGUUUCUCACUCCCAGGCUCCGUCCCUUUCCUGGACCUGGGCUACUCCGUGAACAAUAACCUAGCCCUUAGGAGACCUGCAAAAUGAGACCUUUGGGCGAGUGGUUGAUGACAAGGCAAGCUAGCUUGGCAAGGGGAACCUCUGAACCAGGGACUGAUUCUUGCCUCUUGGUCUGUAGCCUCACACUUUAUUAUUAAUGGAGAGUAUGGAUAUACUGCCCACAUCAGACACCUGUAAGUCCUGUCUGGUCUUGAUUCUGGGUCUCUGUCUUAAGACAUUAAUAAGCAUUAUCCUCUGGGUUUAUAGCCCAAGGUGGAGGUAUUCAGAGACCAAGAGUCCUUGUCCACGGGGAGGAUCAUAAUUAACGGUGAGUGGAAGAGGUGAUGGACAGCAAUCCAGCUCUGUUCUGUCCUGCCCCUCCUGACAGCGCCAUUCUUUGCAAGUGUGGCCCCUCCUGAACUCUGCUCCAUACAAGCCCUUGAGAAUUGUCCAACAGGCUGGGUGUGUGCAGCCCAGCACUGCUCUAUCCAGGUGCCCAGGUCCUGAGGAGUCUGAGAAGUAGACUUGGGUCCGAACCAGUCUGCAAGCUGCGUGUUAUUUGCAAGGUAGCUUAAUGCUCUUUCCCAGAUGACAAAGUCCCUUCUGCCUCUUGAUCUCUGUUAUGCUGAGCACUUUCUGAGAAUGUGACUCUUUAUUUGGGGUCUCACAUAAGAUGCUUGAGAUAUGCUCAAGGGGGACAGGAAGGACAGCCAAUGAACGGGGGGACCUUGUGGGCCCUAAGAGAGGAAAGGUGGCUUUGCUUCUAAGACCUGAAGUCACCUCCACUUGCUUGCUGAGUCCCAACACAGUGUGCAUGGCAUGAUUCUCUUGGGGCAGCUCCUGGGCUGAGCCUGGGUCCUCUGGAGAGUGCUGCGACCCAUCAUUUCCUGGUUGAAGUUUGUACCUUG